UGUAUCUCAUACUGAACGUGCAGAAGUCGACAUCGACAAAAUGUUGAAUUAUUGAACAUUCAAACGCCAGCCUUUUUUCGUAAACAUCUGAACCUAUUUCGCGUGUUUGUUACAAAUAUAGAUCGUUUUAAUGAUGCAAAUUAUCAAUUUGGUACGGUCUUUUAAUAUUGUCGGUCAUAGACCAAUUUUUACAGCUUACCAACUGAACUGCGGAUUCAAAACUUCACAUCAUUUUUAUGAUCCAGCUGGAGCUGCAUCAACCCAAACGGAAAAACCGAAACGUCCGUUGAAUACUUUCAUAAGAUUCGCCCAGAGUGUUCGUCCUUCUUUAUUGGCCAAACAUCCCAAUGCCACUCCAGCAGAAAUUUCUAAAAUGGCAGCCGCCCAGUGGCAGGUGCUGGACGCUGCUUCCAAAUCUAAGCUCACGGAGGCAUAUAAGAAAGAACAGGAAGUUUGGCUUAUGAAAAAUGCCAAAUAUUUGAAUCAACUUACAGAUCAACAAAAGGACGAAAUUCGACAAGCGCGGUUGCAGAAACAAGAAGAUAAAGAUAAACGUGAACAUCGCAAGCGAGUGAAGGAACUUGGAAGACCAAAACGUCCUCUUAAUGGUUACCUGUUAUAUUGUGCCGAACAUAAAACGACCAGUAUGAGUAGGGAGGAAAAUAAAACACACAUUAAAAAAAUGGCAGAAGUUUGGGGUAAACUAAGUGAAGCGGAAAAACAGCCCUACAAUCAGCGCGCUGCUGAUGCACUUGUAAAAUUCCAUGACGAUUUGUCGAAAUGGGAGGAGAAGAUGAUGUCACAAGACAACAUGGAUGUGGUCCGUCGCAAAAGUAUUAUAAUACCACCAAAGAAAGGAACCAAUAAAUCGAAUAACAGCAAAUAGGAACUCGGGUGUCCCAAUCCAGAUGUAAUCGACAGUGUGUCCUCACCGAUGCCAUAUUCACGACAAACCACUACACUAAACCCGAUAGAAGGCAACAAGAGCCUCUCUAAGGAACCACUGGAUAGGGGCACGUGCGAACCGACAAUAGUGAUAGAAAACCACAACACAAAGAAUAGUCAAGAAACGGUAAAGGAAUCACACCUUACGAGUCAUACAAUUGAAAAGCAAACAAAGAAAGGCAUUGUUCACAAGUUAAAGUCGAUUUUUAAGUUCUGACGCUGGUCUCAGCGCAAGGACAUGGUUUUGAUUUGGCUUGUUUCAUGGUUAUAUUUUUAGAAACCCCAGAUAGUUAUUUGCAUUUCAUGUCCGAGAAAUCAACCGUAAUUUGCAAAUGUCUGGUGUAAUGAUUUUGUAUCCAUUUAAAGAUCAAUUUCGAAUAAAUAUAAAAUAAAUCUUAAUGUAA
Molecule: messenger RNA, 1349 nt
Organism: Malaya genurostris
Lineage: Eukaryota; Metazoa; Arthropoda; Insecta; Diptera; Culicidae
Gene: TFAM
Product: transcription factor A, mitochondrial
Exons: 2
Coding region: 131-886 (251 amino acids)
Molecular function (GO): transcription cis-regulatory region binding
Source: RefSeq, a predicted model, not a curated record